This is a messenger RNA of Dalotia coriaria, 1313 nucleotides long. Its product is annotated as probable aminoacyl tRNA synthase complex-interacting multifunctional protein 2. The transcript has 5 exons. NCBI's taxonomy places the organism in Eukaryota, Metazoa, Arthropoda, Insecta, Coleoptera, Staphylinidae. Bases 294 to 1265 code for a protein of 323 amino acids. The record is from RefSeq and is a predicted model, not a curated record. Gene Ontology annotation, cellular component: aminoacyl-tRNA synthetase multienzyme complex.
GGUUGUCAAAUUUGAACAAGUUCAAAACAAGUACACAGUAGCGCACUUCGAUUAGUAGCACUUUAAAAACUGCCAAAUUCUUGAAAUUAAAAUGCUGAAUCCAUGUCUGACUUCUAUGCUUAAAUCCAAAAAUAAACUUUAAAAAUGACUUGAACCGGACCAUGAUAUCCCAGAUAUGGCCAGCCUGCACUCUCAAGGUCAUGUAGGUCAAUUUAUCAACGUGUCCGCACACCAUAUUAGAAUUUACAAUCGACUCGAGCCUUUUUUUCACCGAAUGAAUUAUAUUUUCGCAAAUGGCCGGCCCAAUUAAGAUGUACGCGAUGCGGCCGAUUGUGCGGCAUGACAUGCCCGUGACGUUACCGACAUGCAUGUACAGCUUGCCGAUCAUCCAAGGCGCGAUCGACGGCGACGGCGUCGUCACUGCAGCGAAGAGCAACAAUGGCACUACGUCCUCGGCCAGCGUGGAGCUCGUUGGCGAGCAGGUUAAGCAGUUUUUAAAGAAUAAUCAAACAAUGACCAUGGCACUAGUCCAGCAAAGACAAGAAGUGAUUCUUCAACAGUUAGAAGACCUAAAGAAGCAGAUGACUGCCAUUCGAGAUACUUUAAGAACAAGUUCCACCACAUCAUGUGCAGUAAAUGCUAUUAAAGGAAAUGUUAAAAAUACCAGUUCAUGUGAUAGUCUAAAUGUGAAAUUGCUACCAACUGAAAUUUCAAUCAAUGUAAACCCUUCAAACCCACCUUACUUCUUACUUUUACUGCAGAAAAUGUGGAAGAAUAAAAUCACCAUCAAUAUUCAGUCAUACAUUCAUUCUACUGUAACUCAACUGCCUGAAAAUACUCGGGCUUUUGUUCAAAGCAUCCCAGAACCUGUUACAAGUUCAAAUCUGACUUGUUUAACAGUAAGAUUAAUUUGGAAAACAAUUGGAGUUAAUCAGUUGGAACUAACUGGUGCAAGACCUAUCCAGGGGGAAGUCAAUCUACUCCGUUACUUAGCCCGCCUGACAUCAUCCCUAAACUACAACGAUAAUAUCGAAAUGGACUCCUACCUGGACACUUGCUACAACAUCUCGCGAUCCAAGACGAAGUCCGAGCGUUUACCUCUUUUCCAGCGUCUGAACAAAAAGCUAGGCAAGGAAAAGUUCAUCUUUGGUGAUUUCUCCAUCGUUGACAUAGCCGCUUAUUCUGCGAUCAAACAAACUGCCGGAGCGGGCGAAGUCAAUGUUGGCAUGACUAAAUGGAUGAACAAUUGUGAGGCUUACAAUUAAGUUGUUUAAACAGUAAAUAAAUAACUUAUAAAAUAACUUAAAACUAAA